AUGGCUUCUCUAACAUUAACACCGUACCUUCCCCUUUCUCUCUCAUCAAGAAUUCCAUUACCCCACCUGUCACCACCCCUCUCACCUCCUCGUUACUCCCUCCACCUCACUCCUCCAAAAUCUACACCCUUAUCUUCUACUACAUGUACGUGGCCAAAGAAGAACUGUAAACCAAUUCAAUCAGUAAAAGUUUGUUCACAGUUGAGGUAUCCUAUCAUUUCUCCUGAUGACCAUUGGGGAAUCUGGUCUGCUCUCUUUGCCACUGGGGCUUUCGGUAUCUGGUCUGAGAGGACAAAAUUUGGGAGUAUGCUUAGUGCAGCCUUGGUGAGCAUAAUGGUUGGACUUGCAGCUAGUAAUGUAGGAAUCAUUCCUUAUGAAGCAAGGGCAUAUUCAGUUGUGCUGGAGUAUCUGCUGCCUCUAACUGUUCCUUUGCUGCUGUUUAGAGCUGACUUGCGGAAUGUGUUUCGAUCCACUGGGGCUUUGCUCUUAGCUUUCUUGCUUGGUUCCGUUGCAAGUAUUAUUGGAACUUUCAUUGCCUUUCUGAUGGUGCCUAUGCGAUCUCUUGGCCAAGAUAAUUGGAAAAUAGCUGCUGCCCUCAUGGGGAGUUAUAUUGGUGGAUCUGUUAAUUAUGUUGCGGUUACAGAGGCUCUUGGUGCUUCUCCAUCAGUUGUGGCUGCAGGAGUAGCUGCAGACAAUGUUAUCUGUGCCAUAUACUUCAUGGUAUUAUUUGGAUUAGCCUCUAAAAUACCCCCUGAGGCCUCAACCUUGGCCAAAGAUGUUGAAAUGGAUGUGUCAUCCAAUUCGGAAGGAAAAAUCCCUGUGCUACAGACUGCUACAGCACUUGCUAUCUCCUUUAUGAUAUGUAAGAUUGGCACAUAUCUUGCACGACUAUGCAAGAUUCAAGGAGGCACUCUUCCAGCAGUAACGGCUAUUGUUGUCUUUUUAGCAACAUUAUUUCCAGCACAGUUUGUUUAUCUUGCUCCUGCUGGUGAUACUCUUGCUUUGGUUCUGAUGCAGGUAUUUUUUGCUGUAGUUGGUGCCGGUGGGAGCAUAUGGAAUGUCAUCAACACAGCACCAAGUAUAUUCUUAUUUGCUCUAGUUCAAGUAACUGUUCAUCUUGCUGUGAUUCUUAUAUCUGGAAAGCUGUUGCGCUUUGACUUAAAGCUAUUACUUCUAGCAUCAAAUGCCAACAUUGGAGGCCCUACGACAGCAUGUGGAAUGGCCACAGCCAAAGGAUGGGGUUCUUUAAUUGUUCCUGGAAUUCUUGCAGGCAUUUUUGGGAUUUCUACUGCAACUUUUCUUGGUAUUGGUUUCGGAAUGACGGUCCUUAAAUACUUGUAG
Messenger RNA from Dovyalis caffra, 1341 nucleotides. The record is from the annotation of a GenBank genome assembly. NCBI's taxonomy places the organism in Eukaryota, Viridiplantae, Streptophyta, Magnoliopsida, Malpighiales, Salicaceae.